Messenger RNA from Quercus lobata, 1050 nucleotides. RefSeq lists its product as uncharacterized. Bases 1 to 1050 code for a protein of 349 amino acids. The transcript is spliced from 3 exons. Gene Ontology annotation, molecular function: nucleic acid binding; RNA-DNA hybrid ribonuclease activity. The record is from RefSeq and is a predicted model, not a curated record. NCBI's taxonomy places the organism in Eukaryota, Viridiplantae, Streptophyta, Magnoliopsida, Fagales, Fagaceae. Gene Ontology annotation, biological process: DNA integration.
AUGGGAGGAAAGGCUGUAGAGAUGAUCUCGGACUCAAGACUGGUAGUGGGCCAGGUAAAGGGGGAAUUAAAGGCCAGAUAUGCGAGGAUGCAGGAGUACCUAAGUUGGGUCAAACGCCUGCAGUCGGGCUUCGAUCUCUUCAGCCUAUCGCACGUCUCCAGAAGUGGAAACACUCAUGCGGACUCACUGGUCACACUUGCCACAUCCUUGGCAGGGGAUCUGCCUCGAAUUAUUCUUGUCGAGCAUCUGGACAGAACGAAUAAAGAAGCGAAAGGCAUGGUCCCUAUUCAUGAAGUCAGGGCGGGCCCCAGCUGGAUGGACCUUAUGAGGGAAGCCCUGGAGUACGUUAAGAAGUGUGACCAGUGCCAAAGGUUCGCCCCAAAUAUUCAUCAACCGGGCGGGAUCCUCAACCCUCUAUCCAGCCCAUGGCCGUUCGCCCAGUGGGGCCUGGAUAUUGUGGGACCUUUCCCGAAGGCAGCAAGAAAUAAGAGGUAUCUACUGGUCGGCACGGAUUACUUCACCAAGUGGGUCAAAGCCGAGCCCUUAGCCAACAUCAGGGACAUGGAUGCUAAGAAAUUCAUCUGGAGAAACAUCGUCACACGAUUCGGGGUCCUUCGCACCCUCAUUUCAGAAAAUGGACUCCAGUUUGAUAGUAAGGCCUUCAGAAAAUAUUGCUGCGAGCUGGGGAUCACUAACAGAUACUCAACUCCAGCUUAUCCUCAAGGGAACGGGGAGACACCUUUUGCCCUGACCUAUGGGGCCGAGGCUGUUAUCCCCCUUGAGGCAAACUUCCUAAUACUGAGGAAGAAAUCCUUCACCCUGAACAGUAACGAUGAACUAAUGGGGAAGAACCUGGACCUAAUCGACGAACGAAGAGAAAAGGCAAUGAUCCAUUUAGCCUAUUACCACCAGAAGCUCAAACAGGGUUAUGAUGCCAACGUGAAGCUCAGGCCGCUAGCACCAGGAGACUUAGUACUGAGGAAAGUUGUGGCUGCUGCGAAGAAUCCGUCCUGGGGAAAGCUAGGACCCAAUUGGGAAGGGUCAUACUGA